AUGUCGGAAGAACAGUAUACUAGUUUGAUAACUCAGCUAGAAGAACAAAUCAAAUUAUGUUCUACGAUCGCAGCAUAUUACCUUAGAUCUGGAAACAAAAAUCAAGCGAUUGCUUUUCUUCGCUAUAAAAAAUCUUUCUCCGCUGAUUUAACUUCUUUGAAAUCCUACCAGAAGCAUAACAAAGAUAUUCCACCUUUCCAUUAUCGAGACGUCACAUAUAAUAUUGAAAAUUCUUUUUUGGAAUUAUCGACCAAUGAUAUGGAAGUUUGUAUUGAAAGGGCAUGGAAUUUGGGAAACAAAGAGGUUAAUGGAAAAGAUGUUGAGGCUUAUGUAAAUUGGGAUAUUGGGUGGCCAACCGAAGGUAGUUCGGGUGCUGGCAGUGGAAAAGGUGACACAUCUGUUGCCAAGAGGAGUAUGGAUCCAGAACGAACAAAAUCAUUUCAACGAUUUAUCAGUAGAAAAAAGGCUACCUUUGAAGUAUUUCAUUAUAGAGGAUUUUUGCGAAGAGCUAUUUCUUUAGGAAAAGCUCAAUUAAAAUUAGAUUCUCUGGCUGGAAAAGCUGAAAUUCACGAAGUUCUUGAUCUUGUGGACAAUAAUCGUAAACCAACAGGUGGCAAAUUGGAAGUUCGGUUACCAAAUACUCAAGUUUCGGCACCAUCACCUGAAGUAGCAUCCGUUAAAUCCAGCUCCGUUACACCGCAAUCAGAUCCACUAGGAGUAAAUACUCAAGUUUCGGCACUAUCACCUGAAGUAGCAUCCGUUAAAUCCAGCUCCGUUACAUCGCAAUCAGAUCCACUAGGAUUACCGACGGCGUCUGAUCCUUCUACACAAAAAAAAGGAUUACCAACAGCAUUGGAUCCUUCUACACCAAUAAAAGGAUUACCAACAGCGUCGGAUCCUUCUACACCAAUAAAACAGCAAACACCUGCCAAGUCUAGUACUCCAAGUGUUAAGAAGACUUCAAACACGAUAGCUAACACGCCAACUCAAGUUCAUAACAAACUACCAUCACAGGUAUCAACACCUGUGUCAAAACCUAAUCCAUCUGUGAUUAACGGUAAAGACACGCAAUCAUCAUCACAAUCAUCAACUAUUGAAGAAAACGAGCUGGAACUCGUAGAAGAUCAAUUAAAUAAUGUUGAUUUAAUUGUGUCUAGUGGCUUGCUCCAAGAAGAAAUUAAUAUUGUAAAUUCACAAAUAUCGGCAUUGGAAGCACGAGGAAAACCUAUUCCCGGUGAUUUGUCUGAUCGAAAGUCUGCACUUGAAAUUAAAAUGAGUUUGAUGGAAAUUCAAGUGCAAACAGGCCAAUUAACGAUUGAUAAAUAUUUGGAACAAGUAAAAGAUAGUAUUACUAGUUUCAAAACAUUGGCUUUAACAUUUAAGAAAGCUGGUAAAAUUGAAGAUGCAAAGAAAGCACUUGUAAAAUGUAAAGUAAUGGAAAAUGAAGUAAAACAAAUGGAAGAGGCUAUGGCUGGUGGAGGAACGGACGAUAAUUUAUAA
This is a messenger RNA of Racocetra fulgida, 1500 nucleotides long. The record is from the annotation of a GenBank genome assembly. Lineage: Eukaryota; Fungi; Glomeromycota; Glomeromycetes; Diversisporales; Gigasporaceae.